Messenger RNA from Diachasma alloeum, 294 nucleotides. RefSeq names its product cyclin-dependent kinase 2-associated protein 2-like. NCBI's taxonomy places the organism in Eukaryota, Metazoa, Arthropoda, Insecta, Hymenoptera, Braconidae. The transcript has a single exon. The record is from RefSeq and is a predicted model, not a curated record. The coding region runs from base 1 to 294 and encodes 97 amino acids. Gene Ontology annotation, cellular component: cytoplasm; nucleus.
AUGGACGGAGAAGGAACGAAGGCUGAGGGUGCGACGAAAAUAGUGGAGCCACCAAUAACAGUACCAAAUCCAAGAAAUAUUCAGCCAACGGUUGCUCAAGUGACUGUAACUUCAGUGCCUGGACAGUCUAAAUAUGUGCAGCUCCUUAGUGUUAUUGAAGAGCUUGGCAGAGACAUACGUCCCACGUAUGCAGGCAGCAGGAGUUCGGCUGAACGAAUAAAGCGUGGUAUCGUUCAUGCGAGAAUUCUAGUCAGAGAAUGCCUCGUCGAGACUGAGAGAAGUGCUCGACAGUGA